AUGGAAGAAUGUAGGGUGACUGCGCCUACUUACGCAGAAGCUCAAUUGACAUCCCGGGCGGUGAGCCUGCCGGUCGGUGUCUGCCGGUCGGCGUCGCGCAACAAGGGUAAAGGCGGUCUCAUCUUAAGCGUACCCGUCGGAGCUGAGGAAGACAGGGAGGGGCUAGACGAGGGCGGGCAACGCAGAUUGCAUUCGCACGAUCGCAGAAUAGCCGAUGAGUCACAUCGAGGGAUAGGGGGUGGCGGAGCUCAGGAGCUCGGUGAUCCGGAUCAAUAG
Messenger RNA from Penicillium psychrosexuale, 276 nucleotides. RefSeq lists its product as uncharacterized. Lineage: Eukaryota; Fungi; Ascomycota; Eurotiomycetes; Eurotiales; Aspergillaceae. The record is from RefSeq and is a predicted model, not a curated record. The coding region runs from base 1 to 276 and encodes 91 amino acids. The transcript has a single exon.